Molecule: messenger RNA, 1289 nt
Organism: Fusarium redolens
Lineage: Eukaryota; Fungi; Ascomycota; Sordariomycetes; Hypocreales; Nectriaceae
Exons: 1
Coding region: 170-1198 (342 amino acids)
Molecular function (GO): oxidoreductase activity
Source: RefSeq, a predicted model, not a curated record
AGGGUGUAGAGAUGUGGUUUCCGGUUUCAGACGGGGAUAAUGUAAUGUUGAAUAAUAGCUCUUGUGGCUGACCAGAGUAUUUAUAUGUUACUGCGUCGCUGUCGCUAUUCUCAAAUACCUCAUCAGACAUCAUUUCCAAUACUUGACAACAUUGUAAUACAUCUUAAAAAUGGCUCCAUCUAAUCUUCCAGCGACUAUGAAGGCUGUCCUCCAGCCAGAUAAGCACUCACAUAAGCUUAUCCUCUCUUCCCAGCAACCCGUCCCUACCCCCAGCCAUCCUCAAGACGUCCUCGUCAAAGUCCACGCCACUUGUCCCUGCAAGGGUGAACUCGACUGGGCUCUCUGGGCACCCGAGUUCAUCGGCGACAAGAUCCCCAUCCCAGGCCAAGAUCUCGCAGGAACCGUCGCCUCAGCCCCAGAGAACAGCGGCUUCAAACCCGGCGACGAGGUCUAUGCCCGUGUCGAGGCAAAUCGCCCUGGUGCGGCUGCUGAGUACGUCCUUGCACGAGUCUCUGAGCUUGCAAUCAGACCUGAGACCUUGACCUGGGCUGAAACUGCGGCGAGUCCUAUUAGUGCACUUACUGCAUACCAGGGACUGUUUACAAGAGGAGGUUUGGAUUCAGAGGCUCUUGCGGGUGAUGCAGCUGCACGGGAGAAGAACGCCAAGGUUCGGGUUCUUAUUAAUGGCGCUGCUGGGGGAGUAGGCAGCUGGGCUGUACAGCUCGCUCGUAUCGCUGGAGUCAAGACCAUCACGGCUGUGGUUGGUACACAGAACAUCGAUUUCGUUCGACAGCUUGGUGCGACUGAGACGAUUGACUACAAGAAGCAAAGCAUCGGAGAGUGGGUUGCCGAAGAUCCCGCCUCUCGACAGUUCGACCUUAUCUUCGACUGUAUCGGCAUGCCUUCUCUGGCUCAGACGUGGUAUGCAGUACGAGAGGGGGGAACUCUUGUCAGUGUAUGUGCUGUGCCAGAGCAGAAUCGUCCGGAGGAUGUCAAGAAGCAGGUCAACAGUAUCUUCUUUGUCAUUGACCCGGUCGGUAAGGAUCUGGAUGUCAUCACCAAACUUCUGGAGGCCGGUCAGAUUAAGCCGCAUAUUGAUAGCGUGGUUGGUUUGGAUGACUUUGAGGAGGCCUGGGAUAAAGUCGAGUCGGGUCGAACAAGGGGAAAGGUCGUCGUGAUGGUGAUAAAGGACGAAUAGUGGGACGUCUUCAGUCGUUUCAGGCAUCCGUAUUUUAUUUAAUUGUUUCCUUAUGGCUAUAGAUCUCAACUCAUAAUGUUUGUUUCCAUCA